AUGGAAGGUGUUACUACGGCUGUGAGGGCAGCCAUGACCCUGGCAAAUGAUCACCAGGGCCAAGCUUCUGAUACACUUUGUACCAAACCAUGUACAGUCCAGGCAAUCAUAGGAGAGGCUUCAUCUUCCAGCAUUGCAAUUUCAGCAUUUGUUGGACCAUUUAAUAUACCUGUGGUAAGUCACUUUUCCACCUGUGCUUGUCUGAGUGACAAAAGGAAAUAUCCAUCAUUCCUCAGAACCAUCCCCAGUGACUACUACCAGAGCAGAGCACUGGCCCAGCUGGUCAAAUACUUUGGCUGGACAUGGGUGGGUGCCAUCAGGACAGAUGAUGACUAUGGCAAUAACGGAAUGACCACUUUUAUAGAGACCGCCCAACAUCUAGGAAUAUGCGUUGAGUACUCAGAACCUUUUUACAGAACAUACCCAAAGGAAGAUGUACUACGAAUAAUUGAUGCUAUUAAGAGGUCCACUUCCCGGGUUAUAGUGGGCUUCCUGUCCUACAUGGACAUGGAUGUGCUGUUGCAGGAGAUGGCUCACCACAAUCUUACAGGGUACCAAUGGAUUGGCAGUGAGGGGUGGAUCGCUGACCCAUACACAGCCACUGUCAAGGGCCACUAUGUCCUUAGUGGAGCAAUAGGAUUUUCUAUUGCAAAAGCAGAGGUGUCAGGCCUAAGAGAUUUCAUGUUGGAUGUUCUAUCAUUGAACACAUCUGGUAAUACUAUUUUUCAAGAGUUUUGGGAAGGCUUAUUUGAAUGUAAAUUUCCCAGUGACGUGGAUUCAGUCAGUGGUAAAGUAUGCACAGGCACUGAGAAUCUGAGCGGGAUUGAUAACACGUACACCGAUNNGUCUCAGAUACAAAUCCUGAAUAAUGUGUACAAAGGGAUGUAUGCUGUGGCUCACGCGCUGCAUGAGUUAUUCACCUGCAAAUCUGAUCAAGAGGCGGCUGACAACCAAACCUGUGCCACUAAGAGGCAACCCGAACCAUGGAAGUUUUUACAGCAACUGAAAAAAGUUCGUUUCAAAACAAAGGAGGGUGAAGAAGUGUUUUUCGACAAGAAUGGAGAUCCAGCAGCAAAGUAUGAUCUUGUAAACUGGCAACAGCAGCCAGACGGCCAGAUUCAUAUUGCCACAGUGGGACGAUAUGAUGCAUCUUUACCCACAGAGAAACAACUAAGACUGAACAAUGUAUCCAUUAUAUGGGCAAAAAAAUCAGAAAAGGUGCCAGUGUCCGUGUGCAGUGAGAGCUGUCCCCCAGGAACCCGCAAGGCCGUGCAGAAAGGAAAGCCUGUCUGCUGCUACGACUGUGUACCCUGUGCUGAGGGGGAGAUCAGCAAUGCUACAGAUUCUAAUGACUGCAUUCCUUGUGAUCUGGAAUACUGGUCAAAUGAGUAUAGAGAC
Messenger RNA from Paramormyrops kingsleyae, 1398 nucleotides. Lineage: Eukaryota; Metazoa; Chordata; Actinopteri; Osteoglossiformes; Mormyridae. The record is from RefSeq and is a predicted model, not a curated record.